GUCACUCUCCACCACACACUGGGGUUUUUGACUCAUUGUUCGACCCAGAGCACCUCUAACGCGCGGUCAGUCUAGAGGCCAUGGGUACGAAAAUGGUUGCAAAUUGCCAAAUUGCAAUAUUUGAAAGAAAUUAGGAAAUUAUGGAAAUCAAUUUUGCUGGAAAACGUGCGCUUGUAACCGGGGCUGGAAAAGGAAUUGGUCGGGAUACUGCAAAGACUUUGGUGAAAUGUGGUGCAGAGGUCAUCGCUCUUUCCAGAACCCAGUCUGACUUGGAUUCGUUGCGAAAAGAAGUGCCCGAAAUUCAAACAGUCUGCGUUGAUUUGAAUAAUAUUGCAGAGACUCGAAAAGUUUUGUCUUCACUUGGCGACAUUCAUUUGCUUGUCAAUAAUGCUGCUGUAGCAAAACUGGAGCCUUUUAUGGAAGUGACAGAAGAGGCAUUUGACUUAUCAUUUAAUGUCAAUGUGAAAGCCGCCUUGUUUGUUGCCCAGACUGUUGCAAAAGGAAUGAUUGCUCGAAAGAAUGGUGGAUCUAUUGUUAAUGUAUCAAGUCAAGCUUCCCAGUCUGCUUUGAAAGACCACACAGUUUACAGUUGUACAAAAGCUGCUCUUGACAUGAUGGGAAAAAUGAUGGCUCUUGAGUUGGGACCACACAAGAUAAGGGUCAACUCUGUGAAUCCAACGGUUGUUCUAACAGAUAUGGGAAGAAUCGGUUGGUCAGAUCUCAAAGCUAAAGGGAUGUUGGAAAAGAUACCAUUAGGACGCUUUUCAGAGGUGGAUGAAGUGGUGAACGUCAUCUUAUUUCUAUUGAGUGACAAAGCAAGUAUGAUAAAUGGUGUGACAUUGCCUGUUGACGGGGGAUUUCUAGCUACCUAGAUAUACAUAAGUGGUUAAUUCAUAUGUAUAUAGUACCAUAUGUCAUAAUUUUCAUGGCG
Molecule: messenger RNA, 931 nt
Organism: Dendronephthya gigantea
Lineage: Eukaryota; Metazoa; Cnidaria; Anthozoa; Malacalcyonacea; Nephtheidae
Product: L-xylulose reductase-like
Biological process (GO): xylulose metabolic process; glucose metabolic process
Molecular function (GO): carbonyl reductase (NADPH) activity; L-xylulose reductase (NADPH) activity
Source: RefSeq, a predicted model, not a curated record